CAAAAACAUGCAAAGAUGGCGACAGGUCGCGAGACCAGAAGCAAUCCUUUGCCGAAAUAUGUGGUCGGAGAAAAGGUUCUUUGCUACGAACCGGACCCAAAUAAGGCCAGAGUCCUUUACGAAUCAAAGGUGAAGUUUUAUGCGACAUUAUGUUUCUUUUCUGUCGAAGUUUUAUGCUUUCAGAACGAGUGCAUGUUUACACAGUCUGCCUGACAAGAAAGAGAAAUUAUAAUAAUUAAUUUGGCUGUCACAUGGACCCGAUAUCCUCAAUAUUUGAACCCUUAGAAUCAUGAUACGCCAAUUUUUUAAGAACAUUAACUUGGAUCGAAUUGUGUUAACCUGUUCUGAAUGAGGAAUGUUGCAUUCAAAUAGCAUGAUAAAGUGAAUUAUGAAACGGUUCACCAAUGAAACUCAAGUGUCAAUUAGAUUUCAAUUUGUGACAAUUAGACAACUAUUAUUGCUGUGUUAAUGAAGUCUGUUGAUGUCAUGCGAAUUGCUUGGUUGUUUGUGUUGUGUUCUUCCUUUUUUAGGUUUUGGAAGUUGAUAUCACUAAAGAUGACAAAGGAAAGAAAGUCCCAGAAUAUUUUAUCCACUUUAAUGGCUGGAACAGAAGGUAGAUAUCAGAAAUACAUAUUCGUGUAAAGAGACUUAAUAUUCCCAUAAUGCAGGUAGCUUUUUAGGCUUCUGAGCUUUCCCAUAAAACAAACCAGCUUCAGCUUUAGCGCUGCUGUGCCUAGUAGGAACAACUGCACAGUUGGACCUUAAGCCUCGCAAUGUCUCAAACAUUUAAAGAACAAGUAAAAUUAACUUUGAGAUGAUGUUGGGACAAAGUUUGAAUUAUUUUUAACAUGUCACUGCAUCUCAAAACUUGUCAGGAGGGGGAUUCAGUUGGUCUCAACAUGAAUUGUCAGCAAAUAUUCAGGAAAUACACUCAAACCUCCUGUAAGCAACCACUCAAAAUGCAAAGAAUUUAUUAAUGGUCACUUAUGGGAGGUGGUUGCUUACGAGAAUCAAAUCACAAAUGGUUUCUUCCGAGAAGAGGUCAGACUCAUCUACUUUAUGGAUUGAUGCUUGUUUAAUGCACGCAAUUUCUAAGUUGAGGGGUAUAAGUUACAAUAUGUGUUGUUCCAUGUUGACACUAAAAGUUUUGUAAGCAUCAUAGUACACACAGCAAAUAUUUUUAGUGGUUGCUUACAAGGGUGAAAACAAAAGAAAAUUAUCAUAAAACCAUCAGCCCCUGAUUCGCGCUUACGUAGCGAAGCUUUACUUAAAUUUGAAGGCUACAACGAUGUACAGAUAACCACUUUAUUUCUGAACUGGUUGCCAAUGGUAACUUAAUCGGCAAUAGUCAAACUGCAAAGCAAAUGAAAGAUUUGCGUUUUAAGUAUGAAAUUGCACUUAAAGGCUGAAAUAUUCGCAGCGAAAUACUGCUUACAAUUCUGUUGGGUAAUCCACACAUCUUAACACGGCUCUUUACAUUAUCUUUCAACGGUUGUGUCCGGUUGAUUGCAAGGCGAGUCUAAUUAAAAAUACAUUACGCCUAUUUAUGCAAAAAUGCUAAUUCGUCGCCAGGUCCUUCGUGACUGCAUUUUUGGGGCCAAAUCGGUACAGCUACACAAGCGCAAAUCACUCCACCCGAGUGUGGAAAUUAAGAGCUUACAGUAGCUCUAAUUGAGCAACGAUUUGUCAUUUAAGACCGGAGAAUCAUGCAAUUGUUCAUUGUUCUUGAAUUAAUUUAAACUAGAGUAGUCCUGCAUUGAGCUCUUCCUUUGUCGCAAUCAAACACAGUUUGUGAAUAGGUCUGUCGUACUCUCCGUCUCUUGUCUUGAUUCUCACUUUUCAGACAAGUCCGUCGUUUCCAGGAUAUGUGCCUACAAUACGCGCCACUUUCCAUUCACAUCUUUUGUGUUUGGGAUCCAGCUCCAAUACAAGAUCACCGAUCUGGGUGUUAUCUCGCACGCGAAACCACUUGUUCCUUGGUAACAAGUUUGGGGCGUAAUACUUCAUCCAGCUCCUCCAGAAAUCAGCAACUCUGUUUUGGGUGCUCCUGAGUAAUUGUCGCGGAUUGGUUCUUUCCUCUGGUUCUGGUUGUGGUGGUGGAUUGUAGUGGCCUAGAAGUAGGUCGUUUGGAGUGAUCGGUGGGGCCUCCCAGAUAUCGUCGGAACUGGGGUACAGCGGUCGUCCGUUGACCAUGUAGGUGAUUUCUGACAAAAUUGUUCUCCAUUGUUCCUCGGAGUAGGCUUGGUUCUUGCAAGUGGCGUUAAAUGCUUGUCUGACUGACUUAAUUAGGGUUUCAACAACUCCGUUUUGGUGACUCGCAUGUGGUGUAUUCCAUUCCCAUCUGAGCUCGCAGCUAAAUUUAUCAGAGAGGACACUCUUUACCCCAGGAAUAUCCCAGUUCUGCGUGAUUUCCUUUAGGUAACCUUGGGCACCCACGAAAUUUGUACCACGGUCUGACCAGCAAACAUUAGGGUGUCCGCGUAGGCAGGCAAACCGUCGAAAAGCCAUUAAGAAUGCAUCUGAAGUUUUAUCGGUGACCAGCUCAAGAUGAAUCGCACGUGAUGUCAUGCAAGCGAAGAUGAUCACUUGUGCCUCUUUCAGAGUUUUGCGGCCGAGCUUGAUCUGUACUGGCCCAAACAUAUCCAUAGCAGUGUUUGAGAAUGCCGGGAAGCCAGCUGCUACUCUUAGGUUUGGAAUCUGUCCCAUGAGCUGGUUGAGAGGCCUUUUCCGUAGUUUUCUGCAUAUGACACACUUUGAGGUGACGGUCUUAGCCAUUCUGCGGAGUCCAAUGAUCCAGAAUCUUUUUCUGGCCUCGUGGAUUAAACUCUUAUAGCCACAAUGCCCACGUCGUUCGUGGAGGUCACGCAGAAGCAAGAUCACAAAAGGGUGGUCUUUUUGCAAGAUAAUAGGCUUUCUCAACUCUUCCGGGAGACAUCUGAUAUCUUCAAGUCGACCAUGCGCACGAAAAAGGCCAUCUUCAGCCUUCUUUGCUACCAGUUUCUUAUCCAAGCUGUCUUCGUUGACGUGAAAUUGACUCCACUUCAGAAGAUGGGUCUCGGCAGCCUUCAGUUCCUGAACUGAAAUGGGCCCUGACUUUAGGUUCAUUUUCCGAGCGUUGUGAAUAAAGCGACCGACGUAGGCUAGAGUUCUCCGUAUCUUGGAGUACGUAGAACACGUUUUCAGCAAGUGUAAAAGGAUAGGAUUUUCUUCAGAUCCAGGUUGAUCUAGUUCAGGACAUACUUCCGCGGCGGCACUGUGAUGUUUACCGGCUUUCUUCUCUUUCCGAAACGUUUUCUUCUCUCUUAAAGCGUCGAGGUCGUCCACAUGAGUGUUAACUCGGGUGUGGUCUUGAGCGCUGGGCCACUUUUCUUCUGGCAACUCUAGGAAGGAUGGUCCCUCUGACCACUUCAUGAGAUGAUUAAGAUGGAUUCCUCUCGUUAGAGCAUCUGCAUGGUUGUUGUUAGACUUAAUGUAGCGUAUUUGGUCUGCCCCAAUCGUCUCUUGAAUUUCAGCCACUCUAGCAGAUACGAAAGGCCUGAAUUCCCGUGGUGGCGUUCUGAUCCAGGACAAAACGGUCGAUGAAUCUAUCCAGAAGAAUCUUUCCCAGUCCUGGGCUUUUGCGAACUCCAAUGCUUUUACACAUGUAACGUACAUGCGUGCAAGUGCUAAACAGCCCAACAGUUCUAAUCUCGGGAUGCUCUUCUUCUUCAGAGGUGCGACGAAGCCUUUAUCGUGACUGGAACACAACGAUAGUCUCCGCCAGCAAGUUUCCACCGUAGGAAGAUGACCGCACCAUAAGCCUGCUCACCACCAUCGGAGAAUCCGUGAAUUUGAGGCACGCCCACUGCGUUGUUUGGUUUUAGCUUGCGGUCAAACUGAAAUGACAGGAGAUCAUUUAUGGACCGGACAUUCUCUAACCAUGUUUGCUGAAUACUCUCGGGAAGGAUGUCGUCCCAGCUGUAACCUGAACUCCAUAAUGCCUGCAAGUCAAUUCUGAACUUGAUAGUAACGGGUGAAACAAGUCCGAUAGGAUCCCAGAGUUGAGCGAGAAACUUCAGACAGCUUCUUUUGGAGAAACCCUCCAGUAGGCCAACCACGUUUUCUUUCUUGAAGGUAAAUUUGUCUUCUUCUUUAUCCCAUUUGUGGCCAAGCAGAUCUGUAAAUCUCUCACCACUAGACUGGUCAAUUUCUGAGCAGUUGGAAUGCCACACCUUAAUUUGAAACUGACCUUUUCCAAGGACGGUGUCAAUUUCUUUGAUUAUUUUCUUGGCUUCUGUCAAGUUACUUUUUGAGCCUGCAAUAUCGUCCACGUAUGCGUGAUCUUGAAGUUCCUGGGCUGCGUCUGGAAAUUUGACUUGUGAGACUUGAGCUAGGUAAUUAAUGGCAUUCGUGGCGAUGUCUGGUGCUGGCUUGUUACCAAAAUUUAACCUUAGCCACUAGAAGACUGAGGGCGUUUCACUUUCGUCGCUUCUCCACAAGAAUCUGUGAAAGACUUGAUCAUCAGGGUGCACUAGGACUUGAUUAAACAUUUUUCAGAUAUCACCCGAGUAAGCCACUUCGUUCCAUCGCCAGGCCAUAAGUACAUUGGGAAGACUGUUAAUGUAAUUAGGUCCUUUUUCAAGGUGAUCGUUAAGGGAAAGACCGUCGUGGCCUUUUGAAGACGCAUCGAAAACAAGGCGGACCUUAGUGGUUCUCUCUGGUGUGAAGACUGCUUGCAAUGGCAGAUACCAUUCGGGUUGACCGUGAUCAAGUUCUUCCGUAGGAACUUUCAUUACCAAAUCUUGUUCUAACAGCUUUUGUACCUCGUCAUUUACGAUUGCGAAACAUUCUUUUCUCUGGAACGAUUUCUCGGCAGACUGCAUUCGUUUGAAGGCGAUGUCAUAAUUGCUACGUUUGGGGGGUCCAUUCUGGUUCCAAGGCAUUCUUACUUGGAUUCUUCCAUCUACCAAUGUGGUUGAAUUAGACAGAGAUUUGACGAACUUGUUUUCUCAUAGCGCGUUCUCACUACAUGUGCACAGCUCUGUUGGUUUAACUCCCAGCGUGUCCUGAUGAAGUAGUUUCUUAAUGUCGUCUUCAAUGCUCACUGUUCCGACUUCAACAGACUGUAUCCUGGAACUGUUAACUUGUCCUAAAACGUACCAACCAAAACAGUUACGUUUGGCAAUCGGCUCUCCUGGUUCCCCGGACAAGGUAUGAAUGUCGACGAAGGCAUCGACGAAAUCUGUACCAAUUAGAAGAUCUAUUGUUCCACCAGAAAGAUGCAGUUUGUUCGCAAUUGGUUUGAGAUGGGGGAAGUGUUCAAUAGUUCCCUUUGAGAUCGUCUUCGCGGCACUACAAGGUCUCUUUAUGGUGUAUACUUCCAGGGUCUUUCUGAUAUCCUCUUCGAUACUCGAGGCAAGAGUGAUCUCAAUGAUUUCUGACGUUUCAGACCUCUUCUCUCCACCUGCUAGGUUCAUAGUAAGAUGGGUAGCUGUCCCGGCUAUUCCCAGUCGUUCAGCUGCGUUUUUAGAUAGCAGACUUGUGUUUGAUCCAGAAUCUAUCAUCGCAAGCAUUUCAACAAGCGUUCCACCUGAGUCCAUAACUUUGACCUUUUGAACAGGACAUAAACCAGUGAUGAGCUUGAAAUCUUUCUUGUGGUCAGCGGCACAGUUGGUAUUGCCUUCUGCAGGAACAUCUUGCAUUCGGAAAGGCACUGCGUUUGGGCUUAGAUUUGAAUUGAUGGUCUCGUUGUGCAGAGAACGGUGAUGGUUCUUUUUGCAUUUAUCGCAGGUAGUACCAUCUGGCUUCUUACAGUCGUUCAUGUGAUGGGGUCUAAGACAUUUGCGGCAUCUUUUGCUCUGUUUCACUACGUCCCAUCUUUGAUUUACAGUUGAACUUUGAUACAGCGGACAGGCAGCCAAAUGGUGUUUCCACGCACAACCGAGUGGGCACGCUUCUUGAUCAGGAGUUCUAUCAUUGCUAGCAGCGUGGUUCUCUGUUCUUCUAAAGGUUGGUCCUCGGUAGGUACGUUCCUUUUCGUUGGCGUUCUCAUUGUCUGGUUUGCCUCUGGAGCGAAGGGUUGCCUCUUGAUGUAACCAGGUUACGAGGUUUGACACAUUUUCUUCUUUUCCCGCUCUUUGCAUCUCUCUUCCAAAGUUUGUGUUGUCUCUUUGAUCGAGCUUUGAUAAAAGCUGAGACAUGAAGAACGGAGCUUCUGACGCCUCCAACACGGUGCAGCCAUUGUCUUCCAUAUCAUUGACAAAUACAGAAAUCGUCGUGGCGUAACGCGUGAGUGACUUAGAGUCCCGUUUAACAUGUUUGAGAUUAUUCAUUUCAGCUAACAGUUCGUCCAUAAGUUUUCGCUCAUUUGCGAAUUCAGUUUCAAGAAUUUCCCAGGCUUGGUUAAUGCCUUUACAGGUCUUGACUUGAUCUGUCCAGAAGAAGCCUUUGGGCAUCGCUUUUCGGAAUCUUUGAAGUUGCUCGUCCUUGUCUUGUCCAUAUUUUUCCAUACAGUGUCUAAACUCCCUUUUCCACGUUUGAUACGUUCUUCGACUUCCGUCCCAGUUCGGAACUGUCAACCGCUCUAGGCUGCUAGGUUUUGUUCCUAUCGCAACAGCCAUUUUCUCAACUGCAGAGGUCAUUGUUUUCAAGGUUUCUGUGUGGUCAGGACCUUUCGGAAGAGCAUUUUCGCUUUGAUAUGCUGCAAAUUUCAAGGUGAUUUGGAGGAAAUCAGCUUUGACUUUGUCCCCGAGUUUUCGGUUCGUUAACACCAAUUCAUCCUCCGAUGAAGCGCCUUCUUCGAUUAACUUGUCUAAGAUCGUCUCUUGCUGCUUUUUAACAGAUCUGUACUUCGAUUCCAGUAAAUUGAACACUGCUUCGAGUCUUUCAAGUCCCGAUUUUACUGCAAAAAUCGCUUCAAAUUCUUCCAUCAACUCAUUAAGAAUUCCAACGGCAUUGUUAAUUUUUCCCGUGAGGGUUUUUACAUCAACUUUCGGCGGCAUUGCAAAGUGAAGGUGUAAAUUGAAAUAUUUUCUAGAAUGGUCAGUCGCUCGCUUUAUGGCAGUCGGUUGUUCUGGAAAAUGAUGCACUUCUCUCGUGAAUUUAAAUGACUGUAAUGAUUCCAAGAUCGGUCCUUCACUUGUUUCGCUGUCAGUUGUUCUUGGAGGCCGGUCGUUUUACCACGAUGCUGUCCUGCAGUUGAUAGUGUAACCUUCGAUCCAAUAGAAUUUUUCACUGAUUCGUGCUUACGUAGCAAAGCGUUACUUAAAUUUGAAGGCUACAACGAUGUACAGAUAACCACUUUAUUUCUGAACUGGUUGCCAACAGUAACUUAAUCGGCAACAGUCAAACUGCAAAGCAAAUAAAAGAUUUGCGUUUUAAGUAUGAAAUUGCACUUAAAGGCUGAAAUAUUCGCAGAGAAAUGCUACUUACAAUUCUGUUGGGUAAUCCACACAUCUUAACACGGCUCUUUACAUUAUCUUUCAACGGAGGUGUCCGGUUGAUUGCAAGGCGAGUCUAAUUAAAAAUACAUUACGCCUAUUUAUACAAAAAUGCUAAUUUGACGCCAGGUCCUUCGUGACUGCAUUUUUGGCGCCAAAUCGGUACAGCUACACAAGCGCAAAUCAGCCUCAAAAAGUGGUCGCAGUCACUUACAGGAGGUGGUUGAUUAACAAGAGGUUGCAACCAUAAGGCUUUAACUGGGAAUGCUUGGCAUUUUGGAUAAGUGAUCGGUUACGUGAGGUGGCUGCACAUCGAGGUUUAACUGCACGAAUACAACACCCUGACCAUGUGAUUGGGGCCUAAGAGAUUUUGCAUUGAGAUUUAAUAAAAUACAUGGAUAUUAUUGACUUACACCUUUAUACACUCGGGAAGAUAUUACUCACGAGGGCCUACAUUCCAGCUCAUUUGAGUGUAUUUGCAUUUCCACUAUCUUGAAUUGGAGUCUUCAGGGUCACCUGUUGCUCCCAAUCCCACAAGCUUCAAAAAUUAAAAAUUAUGGCAUCUUACAUCCCGCUUCUGCGGUUGUUAGCAGUGUCGUCAAUUCAUGCUUUAUUUGCAAACUGAUAAAGUCCAUAAAAUAAGUGUUUUCAAGGAAUACACUCUUGUCUGUCCCUGUGGAAAUUCCAGGUCGAAAAGCCCCCCAUGCCCUCAGAAUUCCAAUCGUAAGUAUCCCCCCAUGCCUUCAGAUUUUCAGUUCAAAGAACCUCCCUUGCACACGGAAUUCCAAAAAGCUGUCCGUGGUAUAGCAUGGAUAUUUUCUGGAAUCGCUCAGUGAUAACCACAGCAUAUUGUGGAACCCGUUUUCUUUUGACAGCAUAAUGCCCCAAAAACAGUGUUGUAAGACAUUAGUCCUGGGAAUUGGCUAAAUUUCAUAAUCAAUCAUCAGAAAUAACCAGAUUGACUCAACCAAUCCUUCACUGAUUAUAAUCAGAAAAGCCAGCUUAUAAGAAGUCCAUUUAUAAUAUUUUAACCUGUGAAAAAGUCAAAGAAAUAUAAAGUUUUGACUAAAUUUUUACUGUGCACCCCUUUAUAUUAACAAUCAUUUCAACUUUCCUUUCCCAGGAACAAAGCAAACUGUCCAUAAUAAUGAGGUGUCCAUAAUAACAGGUGUCCAUGAAGUGGGGUUUGACUGGAGUCCUUUUAGACCACACUAGCCGUUAAGUAAUGGGGCUAUAAAACUGUAUAGUUUCUUAGGGGGAAAUCAUCAGUCCAAGUAAUAUAAAGAUUGUAACAACUCUUUUGGAUGCCUGUGAACAUGUUUCAUUCUUUUUUCAGUUGGGAUCGCUGGGUUGUAGAAGAUCAAGUUCUGAAGGACUCAGAGAACAACAGGUCACUCAUGGCUAGACUCCAUGAACAAGCAUUGAAGUAAGUUCAUGAUGAGUGAUACACAUAGCUUUGUUAUAGCUGCCUGUAGUUUUAACUAAUGAGGCUGGCCAAAAGACAUGAUAUAACAAUAUUUCUCAUGAAUGAAUACCUCCUGUGGUAACCUGAGAUCACGGCCUUUUUUUUUUUCACCUGGUAAAUAAAUUCUGCUGGGUAAAGCAAUAAGAAAAGAGAGCAUGAUAUAGUGUCUAGUGCCCACUUUUUUGAAACAGCCAAUCAAAAUUACUUAGCUGUGUACUCCUCUCAGUAUGUAUAGUACACUGUAAAUUUUCUGUUUGUGGGAAAAUAUUUAGCAGAAAUUCACUGACUUUGUAAAUAGCUUACAUCUUUUUUUUCUUCUAAACAAACCUAAGCGGUUGAAAAAGAAAAAAACUUCCGGUUUGACUGGGAAUCGAACUCUGACCUUUUAAUGACCAGGCACAAAGUUCUAUCUUUUAAGUUUAUUAAGUCAACUGGAGAUUAGGCCAUUGUGAGUUCCUAAUACAUGAUUCAUACAAUCUUGAAAAGGUCUUGAAUUUUACUAGUCGUCUUAAAAAGUCUUGAAUUCGGUUUAGGUCCUUGAAAAGUACUUGAUUUCUUUAUUACAUCUUGAAAAGUCCUUGAAAUGCACAACCUUGUGUAUGCCAGACACCUUUUUCUGUAAAAUUAGAUUAUUUUGUCAAGGAAAAUUUGUUACAUCCUUGGUGUAAAGAGCCUGUAAAACUCACAGGUAAUGUAAAAACAUUAACAAUAUUUUAUUUCUGUUUCUUUAUUUCAAAUACUAUUUCUGUACCUCAAAUGCAAUUGCAAGUCAUACCCAGUCAUUUUGCAAAGUCUUGUUGUGAAAGUAGUAUAAAAUAGUAAUAAUUGUGGCUGUAAAAGAAGUUACUGCCCGUUCAUUUUCUUAUGGGUUGCAGAAGGGGCAGGGGGAGCUGGUGGAGUUUGACGGGUAGCCCCUGAAGAAUAUGAUGACCCCCCCUCUUCAUCAGAGAUUUUUUUUGGAUGGUCCCUUUGUACUCCAAAAUAAUUGAGAUGACCCCUCCCCCCAAAAAAAAAAAAUGAAAAAAAAAUUAAAUUCUGGUUGCUGAGGUUAGAUCAAAUAGAAGUUUUGAAUGGCCAUAAGGGGUUUGUUUAUAAGAAUGAGAACCUCAAGAGAAACUUCAAUUUUGAAUCCUGAAAAGCUAGUAAACUUAGGUAUUUAUGUACAAAAUAUUUACUGUAUUGGAUGGUAUACCAAGGGAGGAUGACCACGUUGUUAAUGUAAAAUAAUUAUGACCAGUGUACAAAUGUAUGGUAAGUGGCGGAACAUUGACCUCUAAUGUCAGAAUUUUUAGAUCUAUUACUUUGAAAUGGUCUAUGCCUUCCCUGGGGAUUGAAGGACCAGCAAAUUACUUUAAUACUGCAAUAGUCUCAAAACAUCAUUACAAGCUAAACAAUAUACAGCACUAGGCAAACACUAUCAAACGUUGCCAAUGCACUUAUAAUACAACACCCACUACACUACUCAAACAUCAAUGCUGUGCUAUACAAUAGGUAACACUAUUAAACACUAGACAUGUUACCUGAAGUAACCGGUGAUUGCUUAAGUUCCAUCAAUGGCAAGAGAAGUUUCUGAACAUGAGACAUGCUGGUUUUUGGCAUUCUGGUAGGUCAUUUGUGUUAUCGCAGAUGCCAUCACUGCAAAACUUGAAAGAGUUUAUUUGGUGACUCCCCCCCCCCCCCCCCCCCCCCCCCCCCCCUUUUCUUUUUUCCCCUUCCCCCCUUCUCUAUCUUUCUUUUUUUUUAUUCCCCCUCCCCCCCCCUGCCCACCCCCCACUCCCCCUUCCCACACAUCCCACAUCACACAUCAUAAACACACAACACUCCACACCCAUUGACAAGGCUCUUGGGAUGGUUAUUGUAUUAUCGGGAAUUCCACCCCCGCAAAAGUUGAAAAAGUUUUUUUGGUGGCUCCCCCCCCCCUUUUCUCCCCUUAUUUUUUUGCCUGACCCCCCCUUUAAAGCCAUAUUUUUUGGCAUGCCCCCCCCCCCCUCAAAUCUCACCAGCCCCUCUACCUGUUAAAAAAAUGAACGAUCCCUAAAAAUCAUAAAUGACUCCAUGACAUGUUUUAGCCAAUAGGGUGAUCAAAGGGGGUUAAAGAAUGCUGAUUUAUUAAAUAAAUCUUAGUCCUUGAAAACUGUAAUUUGUCCUUGAAAAAUCCUGAAAAUUUGUUUGUCUGAAAUUGUACUAUCCAUAACAUGAUUAGGUAUUUCUGUGAUAAAACGUGAUCUGUUCAUUGAACCAAAGAAAAUCAAAUUGCUGUAGUGUUAGUUUUAGUGUUUUUAUCGACUAUACAAUAAGAAGAGCUGAUGGAAUGACAUCUGAUCAAGGACCAGAAUUCGAGUUAUUGCCUUGGGUAAAUUUCAGUGAAUUUCUGACCAAGGGAAAGGAAAUUUAGUUCGAGAUAGCAGGUAAUUCAAGUUAUCUUAGUUUAUGUUAACCUUGUAAAAAUGACUGGAAAGUGGGGUGAAAGCCAUGGGAAAUGGAACUUAGUUCAAGUUAGCGGGGAUUUUGAGUUCAUACCGGGGUUCACUGUAUUAGUGUGAAUUCCAAUCUUUUUUAUUGUUGCUUCACUAACAGCUCAAGAAAAAAGAAAAGAAGGGUAACACAAGGCUCAGAAAGCAAAGAUUCAGAUGUAAACAAACCUGACAGCAAGUCUGUCUCAGAAGUGGUAAGUGGUGUGUAUCAUUUUCAGAGCAUUUUUUGUGAUUUGUACACAAAGUUGAUCUUUGAUACUAGCUGUAGCUAUUAUUAUGAUGCACUGUUCUUGCAGGUGGAAAGCCCAGAGCUCCCCAAAAUUGAGAUUGAAAUUCCCAGCCAGCUGAAGCUUAAACUUGAAGAUGAUUGUUACUUUAUUAAAAGAAAAAAGAAGGUAUAGCACUUGUAAAGAACUGAAGUGACAAUAAUUAUUGUCCAUGAGAUUUUCGUCCCUGAUUUUGAUAUUUCUGGGUGUAUACGUAAUGUACAUAUUUAUUCAUUCAUUAUUCAAAAUCUUUACUAGUUAUUCAGAUAUUGUUAAUGCUUGUAUAAUUUUUGAGGUACAAUCUAUUUUCAGCAUCAUACAACUCAAUGGAACGGUGUAUGCAAUUAUUCUGUUCUAGAGACCAUGAUCACUUUUUAGGUAUAAGUAAGUAUAUAAAUAAGUAUAGCAUUAUGACUAAACUUACGUAGAAGUGAUUUUGUUUUCAGCUUGUACAACUUCCUAGAACUCCAAAUGUUGCUCAACUUUUAAGUGAAUACUUUCAACAUUGUAAGGACUUUUAUCCAGGUCAAAGGUGAGUGUUGUCCCGUGACUGUUUCAUUUGAUUAAAGUGAGAUCCAACUAAAUAUUUAGUAUGUGAAUGACCAUUUUUUACUUUUGGGGAAAUAAAUUUGAGAUUACUGAUGGUGGCGCCCUGUUUGCAUAAGAGACGGGAAGUGUACCAGUGGCUAAAACCGUAAUAAUUGCAUUCAACAUUAGGAGAACACAAUUCAUAAUCUUUGGGUUCCUGUGUUAUUUGGUUGUCGAGUGGUACUCAGGCUGACCUUUUCAGCAAGUUCUUUUCAUAGUAUGUCUGCGUUUUCGGCACCAUUUUGAAUUACUUAAUAUCGGGACAUGCAUCACCCUGGCUCCAUCAAGGUUGACAAUAAGGUAAAGUUAAAAGCACAGUUGAGUUCGGCUAAUGAAUGAAACUUGGAGUUGUUCUCAAAGGGGUUUUAUUGCUGAGCUGGUGAUUCUGCUACACCUUUCUCAGUGUUACAGUCAGCAUUGUUAGAUCAAGAGUUGUUAUACUGGUCAAUUCAAGCUGAAACUUCGAAAAAACGAAUAAACACUAGGUAACAUUGUUGCCUUCUGUGCUCUCUAAUGAGGAAUUUACCUGUGCAAUUGGGUCUAUUUAUUUUUUAUAGUUAUAUUUUGGCGAAAGGUUUGAACCCAGGAGUCAUUUCAAAAGUAGGUUGAGUUUGAUCGUCCGGGUGAACAUAGUCCUGAAUAGGACUGUUGUUGUUGACAGUGACUGACGUUUCGACAACCUGUGCGGUAGUCAUCUUCAGAGUCAAAGUGAGUUGUAUCACGUCAGUUGAUGUUAUUAUACUCUGGUUAUUGAUCUGAUUGGUCAAUUACGUCGCGAUGUUAUUGGUCGUCUGUCAGUUAAGCCGUGAUGUUAUUGUCUAUGAAGACUCGUAAUCAGUAAUUGGUGCGUUUCGAUCCGUCUAUUGUCACAGUUAAACAGUCGUCUAUUGUUUGUCAAAUAAUUGUCAGUUCUCCAGUCGUUCUCUCGUAGUUAGUUUUGCUUGAUCUCGUCAAUAGGUCGUUUGUACGGCGCUGGUAACUGUUGGCUACGAUUCAGUGGCGUUUGUUCUAAGUUAGUAAACCAGCUUUCUAAAGUAAGACGUUUUAUUUUUCACUUGCACGAAUAUCAUUCUGGAAUAGAGUACAUUUGAAGAAUUUCCUUGUCUGAUAUAUCCAUGUAGGAUUUUGUUGAUAAGACAUUCUUCCCGAGCAAAAUACAUUUAAGACAGAAUGAACUGACCAUGGACUGAUUGAAGAUAAACAGUUCGCAUAAAAGCGAAAGAUUUUGUUCUUUUGUAGUGAUGUUUGGUUUGCUGACAUCUGUAAUCUCGCACAUACCUUAUAUGUUUCUUUCACUUCCAUGUUCAUGUUUAAAACUUGUUGUUGUGUCACACACAAAUCCAGGGAUUACCUCUUUUGAGGUUACCAUGCUUUUGAAAGUUUGUAGUGGUAUGUCUAUUUUUGUUUACGAUUAGUACUUCUAAUUUUUAUUGACCCUACUUGAGGGUGAGUAAGACAUGUUAAAAGAUGAAGCCGUCGAUGUGUAGAGCAUAGGAAGAAUUUUAAUUGAUUUACAAAAACUUUCUUGAUCUUUAUCCUAUUUUGGAAAAAUACUUGAAGGUAAAGCUAACCUGGGGUUAAGAAAAUUCGAACACACACGUUAAUCUCUGAUUACUACGAAAAUUAAUAUUUUUUGACACUUAGUAAGGUUGAGGGCUCAUAACUGCUUGGCAUAUGUUUCGUUUUAUUUGUUUUUAUUAUUGUCACCUACCCUAAUUAUUUUAUUUAGGAAAUACAGUAUAUAACUCUUUUAAAAGGGAUCAUAUAAGUUCAUGAAUGUGGUGGAAAGUAUCUCAGCAAAACCAAAGCAGUCCACCCCCCUACCCCCCACCCCCCCCAUAAUUUUACACAUAAUAUGUAAACAUGCUUUUGCUUUUUCCAGUAAUUAUUAAGUACCUGCAUGUAAAACAGCUUUUAAACAGCUCUAGGAAAUGGUAAUUUUUAAAAGUCACAGUAUGACAAUAAGUGCAUGUUUAUCGGCUAUCUUUCUUUUAGGAACCUGUAUUAUGCUAAUAAGGCCUUACACUAAAACAUUGUUGUACCCCUCAGUAAGCUACAGUAGGUUGGGAUGUGUAAUAUCCCUUAAUAUAAUGGCGGUAGCAUUAUUGUUGAACUGUCAAUUUACUGGGGCACCCAACAUCAAUUUUUGGAAAAUAUCUGUUCGGAAGACGAUCUUCAAGAUCUAGAAUUUUCGAAACAUUUGUUGUAAAAUUUCUUGCUUGCCUGCCUGUCCUAGGAUUUUCGAACAUCUAAAAAAUGGUAUAAUUGCCCAUUUUUAUCGGAUUUUUACCCUAAAAAGGUCACCUAGAAUUUUCGGGAGCCUUUUUUCUGGCUGAAAUUUUCGAAAAGGUAAGUUUUGAUCCCUGUAAUUUUCGGAUCACUAGACUUUCAGCUAGGAAAUCCGAACAGAUGAAAAAUGUUUAGGGGAUAAAAAUACGCCUAUAUCUAAAUAUGUUCAACAAUGCUAUGUUUAACUGGUUUUGAACUACAUUCUCGUUGGGUGCCCCUGAAUUUAGCACUGGACUUGCGACCUUAUGAUCUGGAGUUCAACUCCUACCCUGACUGCUGGCUGCGGAUUUUAUUUCGUAGCUUAAUAUUUUUGGUAUGCUUGUAAAUAGCCAACUGGUUAAGAUUUGCCAUUUGCCAGUUGGGAUUCCGCUUAAUCAGUCAUUUGCUAGUUCCCAUUGUCCUUUUGCUGUAAAUAUUGCCGAGGGUAAACAAAAUGCAUUUAUUUUUUAUAUUUUAUUUUAGCAUGUUCAGAUAUUUCUCCAGCAGAAUACCAAUAAGUUAGUCGCUGUUUAGCUCCAAGGAACAAGAAUGUCCUAUUUAAAGAUGGCCAUAGCACUUCUGUGAAAUAAUGUUGUAUUUGAGUGGUAUUCACGCCCCUAUCUUAUGAAAGGAGGUAGGAGCUGGGAUCAUCCCUUCAUCCAUUAAGCUCCAGAUCAUGCGCAUGCAUACCUCUUAUCCUUCAUUUGUACUACUGACACUUUUUUUAUUCAAUUCUUGUUUUAUUACAGCUCCAACUUGAUCAAAGAAGUUAUGGAUGGGCUUCGAAUCUACUUUGAUUUUACUCUUCCAACAUUGCUGUUGUAUAACUUUGAGCGUGAGCAAUAUCAGACAGUGAUGAAGCUUGUACCUCAUCCAGCAGAAUUAGCUAAGGAAACACAUCAUAAUGAUGAAAUCAAUGGUAAAACACCAGCAGAGGAUAAAUAUGGAGUUGUAAGCUCAUCAACGGAGAGCUCUCCAGUCAGGCAGGUGGAGUUUUCAAAGGCACUGACAAGUACAACUGAAACAAAAGAAGGUAGCUAUAUUUUAAUUAGCCCUUUAAGUCCCAUUAUAUCCACAUACAAAUUCUCCAAACUGAUCUCCAUAUGUUUCCUUAAGUAUUAGUUGAAAGAAUUUGAUAAGAGAUGAAAGCAUUUUCCCCUUGGUGAUCAUUUUAUCAAUUCUCCUAAACUUUUUUUUCUUGAUGAUGUAUGGAUAUUGUUAGAAGAAGAUUUAUGUUGUUACUGACCUCUUGGGACUUAAGGGUUAAUCAGAACUUCAGGUUAUGUUCAGAUCGAGUUCGGAGAAUACAAAUCGUCAUCUUCUUGCGCCUCUGUGGGUUUAGGCUCAUGUUGUCAAACCUUCUUACUAUAGACCCUGUUCUUAAUAUGGACACGGAAGGCACUGACGGAAGGGGGAAAUCCAUGUGACCCUCAUUACAGAGGUGUCCGUAAGAUUGGGAUCUGUGGGACUAUGUCAAGGGUCGGUAAUUAAAUAGAGAGGUGACCGGAAAUAGAGAGGUUGUACUGUAUCUACGCCCAGCAAUUUUUAAUGGAGUGGUGUAUGUUUUGAAGUAAUCCUGGCUACACAGGCCUUGGUAAGGAUGCUGUGGAAACAUUUUCAAACGAUAAUGAAACAACGCUUUUAACAAGUGAAUUCGGCUUUCUUAUAAUCGAAGAAUUAUACAGAUCUCAGAGGGUGCUAUUCGCCAAUGACAUCCUCCUCAAUCAACAUUAUUCUUCAUAAUUCUUUAUAACACACUCAGCCUGAUUCAGUAAUUGCUAAUGGCUGCCAUCCUGUAACACAUAUACCAGUAUAUCAUAUUCCAUCAUUCAUGAUCACUAUGUGUAAGUCUGUUUGAACUGUUACAACGGAGAAUUUACUGUUUUGACGUUUCAGCGAAGCACGAACGUUCGUUACGUCGCCGUAUACCAAGAAAUUCAGGAACUUCCCCUGAGGCUUCCCAGUCUGCAACAGUAUCAUCCACCUCAUCAAUCCCAGAAAGCAAUGCACCCCCAGCAAAACGGGUGAGAUACACUAAACAACGCCACUUCUUAAAUCUUGUAGGGGUCCACCGUUCCUCGCCAUCUUGUGGUCUCCCACAACCUGAGUAACUGAAAGAUACUUGUGAACCACUCCAAUUACACUGAGGUCAUCACCACUCUUUUCCCUUAGGAUCACGGGCUGACUUCUGGCAGACGGGUCGACUUCGAUUUCAGAAGACCCGACUCAGUUCGUGUGUAUUAGACAACCUCCAUUGCACGGGUUUCUUAUGUACAGGACUUAUAUUCAUACCUUCCGACUUGCUAGUUAUCCGUUAGAUUUUUUUGGGUCAAUUUUUCCGCGCAACUAGUAUCAAAAUAUCGUGUUACUGUGUGUUACACUUAGUCAAUUGUAACUUCACCGAAAAAACCUUUUGGUUGUUUUCCUUUGGAACAUCCAAGAACUUGCAACAUUAGAUAGCGCUAUUGCCCGUUUAACCUGCGAGCAACCUUCCGAUUUCUCUGCCCGCUGCUCGCUCUCGCGUCUCUUGUCGCGUGCCGCUCGCGCGUAACCCCAAAUAGAGAGCUUGUUCACAGGCUAUUAUCCGGCUGAACUACUGUAGGAACUAUAGAUAGCGUUACUUCAUGGUGAAUACAUGCACAAAUAUAUUCUUCUCUACCACUGGCUUUUCCAAAGGUACUAAAAGGUAAAGGUACCGUCCGCACCUCCCUGCGUAGUUUUACUUUAAUUAACUGAUAAAUUGAUUAAGUGUAUAUUUCCUUUUUGUCUUCACAGAAAGCGGUGGAGAUUGAAGAUUUAGAGAUAAAUAUCCCUGAAGCUCCCCUACCAUCGAACGCGUUUCCAACUUCACCAAUCCCAAGAUCGCUGAGCGAUCCCACACACAUAAUGCCUUCACAAGUUUACGGUCCUGAGCAUUUGUUAAGACUAUUUGGUAAGAUACCAUAACCUAACUAGCUGUACGUUCAGGUACUUAACAGAUUAUUUUUUUCAUCCAUGGCGGGUAUUAUGAGUAGUUCUUUUGCAAUAUAAUGUGCGUGAGCACAGCAAUGAAUGCGGCGUAAUUCACUGUCUGCUCAAUGUUUUGUUUAGUUAAACUUCCUGGGCUGCUUGCACGGACAGAUAUGCCUGAAAAGAAUCUCUCGGUCCUUCUGGAACAAAUCAACAUAUUUCUCAGGUAUGUUGCAAAUUAUCACUAUACCACAAUUAAUGAAGUCGAAGAGUUUAUUGAAGGGCGAGUAAGAUUUCACGAAUAGCCCCUUGAAACAUACUUAAGCCUCAUCUUAACUCGGAUGGUCACAGGCAUCUUCUGUUGGAAGUAGCAAGUCUUGUUCCAUUCAAGUGUACAAAUGGAAUGUAGGUACUUCCAUUAAUUCGUGAUUGUAGGACAUUCAGGACACAACAUUCAUUUUUUAACGCCCCAACAAAACAAAUGGUUUGUUUUUCUUGUGUAAAUCUAGGAUAGGAAUGAUUCGUUUGGGAAGUCUUGUUCACGUUGCGGAAUUCUAUAAAAUGUCCCAAUCACUUCCCGUAAAUUUAUUGGAGAUGUUCUGAGUACUUUUUAUGGUGGUCAGAAAUUCGUUUAACCUUCAUUCAUUUUGCAUGAUUUUGGCGAAGUUUGCCUUAUAUACCGAAAGUUUACAAGAAAGGUACAAAAGCACACGUACAAAGAUCAAAUUGUCAUGCCGGGUAGUUUUGUUUGUUUGCUUUUUGUUUUUUGAAAAGAGGCAUCUCAGUGACAUCAUACUUAAAUCUAGGAAGUAGCUAGUCGUUAAAUGCCGGUAAAGAAAGCAAAUUUGAUGUAGGAGCAAACCGCAAAGUCAUGUCCGAUACAAUUAAACGUAAUUAACAACGCAGUUAAACAUUUGACACAAAACCUCAACCUGAACUUUUUAGCCUGUGACUUGGCUUGUUGAGGUAUGUCGAUAGUAGGUACUCUUCAUUCACGUGCAGAAUACAGGCAAUCAGAGGGGGGAUCGAAAUAUGAAAGCAAGCGUCUGAGCUUCACCAGGUUCUGCGAGACGCGUAUUUGAUUUCUAGUUGAGCCCCUUAUAUGAGGAAUUUUAAUUUUCAUUUAUUGGUUAAACUUAUUGCAGGUAUCUGGCCGAAAAAUCGCCAAACUUGUUUCCCGAAGAUGUCUACUCAAGCUCUCUAUUGUGACAUGGAUAUGUUGCGUGUACAAAGCUAUCAACUCUCGAAAAUCUGUCGCUUCGUUUUAUUUUGCUGCGAUGUUCCAGUUUGUUAAAAGUUAAAGUGAACUUGAUCCCUUUGUGGGUAAAGUUUAAAGUUGACUUUUUGAAGAAAAUACUUGCUUUACUGUAAAUAUCUCUCCAUCAUACGCAUCCCUGUAUGAUUUUAAGUUAUUAGAAAACGACUUUUUUGUGUACACUCAGGUUUGGGGAAACUUGAUCGUUUGUAAAUAAAUAACAUCUUGUCUUCAUGGUUCAUUGCUUUGUUACUGUUUGCUAGAGUAGUGAUCAAAUAAUUUGUUUUCUAGGAAUUUCUUUACCCUUGUCUUAAUUAUCCACAAAAAAGGAAACUAUCGAGUUAUGUCGUCUCGACCUGAGCACUUGUGUAGAGAAAGAGGGAUCUAUUCUGCUCGGAGCGCUGUCGGACCUACUGUUCUUUUUAUCCUCGUAGUUGUUUGAUACGACCACCCAAAGCCCCGAAAAUUUUGGUCGUAUUCAGGAGGUUUUCAGCUAAUAAAAUGUAUUAGCGUUUUUUUACGUUUGGUCCGGUGGUUGGAUAAGCGAAGCGUUGCGAAGACUACUGGUUUCUAUUGUACUAGACAUUUCUUCCUUCCCAAAAGAUUCGUAGGCGCAGUGGACAACGUUUUUACGAUCUGUCACCGAAAAGGAAAUAAAUCGCCCAUGGUCUGUGGACGAGUAUAUUUCACGAGGAACCUCUACAUCAUAUAUUUGUAACAUUUGGCUCUUUUCUGAAUAG
Porites evermanni is the source of this 19423-nucleotide messenger RNA. The record is from the annotation of a GenBank genome assembly. NCBI's taxonomy places the organism in Eukaryota, Metazoa, Cnidaria, Anthozoa, Scleractinia, Poritidae.